Messenger RNA from Aspergillus saccharolyticus JOP 1030-1, 1845 nucleotides. Its product is annotated as GMC family oxidoreductase. The record is from RefSeq and is a predicted model, not a curated record. Bases 1 to 1845 code for a protein of 614 amino acids. NCBI's taxonomy places the organism in Eukaryota, Fungi, Ascomycota, Eurotiomycetes, Eurotiales, Aspergillaceae. Gene Ontology annotation, biological process: secondary metabolite biosynthetic process. The transcript has 9 exons. Gene Ontology annotation, molecular function: flavin adenine dinucleotide binding; oxidoreductase activity, acting on CH-OH group of donors.
AUGCGCAUCACUUUCUGGGCUCUUCCCGUAGCCGCAGCGGCCAUCAGCCCCUGGUACAGCACCUCGCCUGCUGGAAUCACUCGCCUCACAGGCAGUUCCUUUGGCAUCCUCGGCAUCAAUGCCACUUUUGAUUACGUGAUCGUGGGCGGCGGCACAGCAGGGCUCACUAUCGCGGCGCGGCUGGCUGAGAAUGUCAAUCUAUCGAUUGCUGUGAUUGAAGCCGGAGGCUUUUAUGAGCAAGACAACUCCAACGUCUCGCAAAUUCCAGCCUACGCGGUGGAGUACUCGAGCGCAAGCCCUUCCACGAUUCAGCCGGAGGUGGACUGGGGGAUUGUGACCAGUUCCCAGCCGCAAUUGAAUGAUCGCGAGAUUCAUUACACGCAAGGGAAGUGUCUAGGCGGCGGAUCAGGUCGCAAUUACCUCAUAUACCACCGGGGUACAAUAGGCACGUAUCAGCGCUGGGCGGACAUGGUCCAAGACGAUAGUUACACCUUCUCCAACCUGCUGCCCUACUUCCAGAAAAGCGGCCAAUUCACGCCGCCCAACUACGAGAAAAGAGGAUCCAAUCUAUCUGUGAAGUAUGAUCCGUCCGCCUUCAGCUCUCAGGGGGGUCCUCUGCAGAUCUCAUACUUCAAUUACUACUUACCCUUCUCCACCUAUGUCCGCAAAGCAUGGCAUGCGCUGGGGUUCCAAGAGCUGGCGGGUGCCAACAGCGGGACCCUGCUGGGAUAUGCAGAUAUUACUGCGACCUUGGAUCCGGUGGCCGAAGUCCGCAGCUCAUCAGAGACCUCCUUCCUGCAGACUGCCAUGGCGAAGUCCUCGCUGCAGGUGUACCAGGCCACCCUCGCCAAUCGCAUCCUCUUCAACGACACCCAGGCUACGGGCGUGGAAGUCACCACUGCGGGCUCCCGAUAUGUGCUUAGCGCGCGAAAGGAAGUUAUUCUCAGUGCGGGCGUGUUUCGUUCGCCCCAGCUGCUGCUGCUCUCUGGAAUUGGACCCGAGUCGACCCUCGACGCCUUCGAAAUCCCGGUGGUAGCGAAUCUGUCUGGAGUGGGACAGAAUAUUCUCGACCACCCUUUCUUCGACACCACCUAUCGUGCCAGCAUCCCCACGCAGACCCAACUGACCACGAAUGCCACCUUCCUUGCUGAGGCAGAAGACGCCUACCUCCGGGAACAGCGGGGUCCCCUGACUGCAUCUGCAGGAAACUAUAUCGGCUGGGAGAAUCUCCCCCAGCCCUACAGAUCCCAACUCAGCAAUACCACGCUCGCCGCGUUAGCGAGUUUCCCCGCCGACUGGCCGGAGCUUCAAUACGUCCCCGUCGCCGCCGCCACGGUGAGCACCAACGACACCGACCCGGCGCACAACUACAUGUCCUGGUCGGUCACGCUAGUCGCCACGACCUCGCGGGGGAACCUCACGCUCAACUCCACCAACGCGCAGGAUAACCCUCUCCUGAACAUCGGGUGGCUGUCCACCCCGGCCGAUCAGGAGCUCGCCGUCGCCGGCCUCAAGCGCGCCCGCCAACUCGCCACCGCGUCCGGGCUGAUCGUUGGCGACGAGAUUGCCCCCGGAACCCAGGUGCAAUCCGAUGAGCAGAUCCUCGAGUAUAUCCGCUCCGAAGUUCGGCCCAUGCAUCAUGCUGUGGCUAGUUGUGCCAUGGGCCCGGCGGGGGAUCCCGACGCGGUGGUCGACAGUCAGGGCCGGGUGUUUGGCGUCAAGGGCCUGCGUGUGGUUGACUCGAGCGUUUUUCCGCUGUUGCCUCCGGGGCAGAUUCAGGCUACUGUCUAUAUGUUGGCGGAGAAGAUUGCGGAUAGGAUUCUCCAAGGGCUCACUGUGGAUUGA